Molecule: messenger RNA, 682 nt
Organism: Eremomyces bilateralis CBS 781.70
Lineage: Eukaryota; Fungi; Ascomycota; Dothideomycetes; Eremomycetales; Eremomycetaceae
Exons: 1
Coding region: 293-607 (104 amino acids)
Source: RefSeq, a predicted model, not a curated record
CAACAGCACCUCACUCCCAACCAUUUUAGCACAUCACGUGCGACACGAUCCCUUGCACUGUUUCUUUUUUCUUCUUUGCGUUAGUGUUAUCAUCGUGUCCGUCUUGCGAACGUUUAAGUUGCACCUCCUGAGUUCAGGAGGUUUACUUCGCCGUUCGGGACCACUCCACGCUUUCGGACAUGGACGUCUUGAGACUCCGAAGUACCUACCAUCGCAUUCUGACGUGGUCCAACAAAUUGGGAUACGAUUGAAGCUUGCAGCCGUCUGAGCAACCAGAAGAGGACAUCAACAAAUGCCGUUUUGUGAAAGCGGAUAUGCUACAAAGGCAACUAUCUGUGUCCUAGUCUACGCGCUGAGCUUCUUAUUCUUGACGAUGGAGUCCAUACUUCUCAUUGAUUCGAAGAUUCUUGUUGCCUGGCCCGUUCUCGAUCGGAUACAAACCUUUAUGCAAAAAGAUAUAUCAUGUCCAAAAUGCCUGUCAAAAGCUAUUAUUGACACAGGCCACAGUUGGACAUAUAUGAUGCUCUCAAACUUGCGAUCACCUUUGUCAGAAGUUCCUAGAAUCCUAUUGACUAUUUCCCUUCCCGGUUACACUGUUGAAUCCUAGUUAUAGUGUACCUAAGAGCAGUCUUGACCUGUUUCUCUCAAGCAGUACCUAGAUCAGUCGCUCCAGAUUCGGUCC